Myotis myotis is the source of this 1822-nucleotide messenger RNA. RefSeq names its product coiled-coil domain containing 137 (gene CCDC137). The coding region runs from base 38 to 892 and encodes 284 amino acids. The record is from RefSeq and is a predicted model, not a curated record. The transcript is spliced from 6 exons. NCBI's taxonomy places the organism in Eukaryota, Metazoa, Chordata, Mammalia, Chiroptera, Vespertilionidae.
AGAGGAAGUGGCUUCUCCCCGACCCCGGCGCGUGCAGAUGGGGGGAGCCAGGCUCCGAGCAGCGGGCCCCCCGAGGACAGGGAGGCCUGGGGGCCCGGAACGGCCGCAGGGGCGGCGGCAGCAGCAGCUGCUGGGGAAGCAGUCGGCGCCGUGGCCCAGGCCGCGGAGCCAAGAGAAGAAGAGAGUGAAUUGCAAGCCCAAGAACCAGGAUGAGCAGGAAAUCCCUUUCCGUCUCCGGGAGAUUAUGAGGAGCCGCCAGGAAAUGAAAAACCCCGUCAGUAACAAGAGGAGGAAGAAAGAGGCCCAGGCGGCCUUCAGAAAGACGCUGGAGAAGGAGGCGAGGGGAGUGGACCCAGACAUCGCGGUCCCCAAGUUCAAGCAGAAGAAGUGGGAGUCCGACGGCGCCUACAUCCAGCGCAUGGAGCAGGAGGCCCAGCACGUGCUGUUCCUCAGCAAAAACCAGGCGGACCAGCAGCCUGAGGUGCAGGUGGCUCCCAAGAAGAAGUCCGAGGGGAAGAAAGCGUUCCAGAAGCGGCGGCGGGAUCGAGUCCGGGAGAAGAGACAGGAGAAGGCAGCGGAGAGGCUGGAGCGGGAGCUGCUCCGAGACACCGUGAAGUUCGGUGAGGUCGCCCUGCAGCCCCCUGAGCUGACCGCCAAGCCCAGGAAGAGCGUGAGCACCGGCCAGCCUGGCAGGAAAUCCCUGAUGCUGGCGAUGCUUUUGCGCCCUGGCGGUGUGUCCCAGCCCCCACCCACCUCCAUGGCCCGACAGCGGAUUGUGGCAGAGGAGAGAGAGCGGGCUGUGCAGGCCUACAGGGCGAUAAAGAAGCGGCAGCAGCAGGGGCCUCAGUCAGCCCAUCUCCCUCCCAGGAAGAAGCCAGAGACCUGCCUUUGAGAGACGAGGGUUCCUGCACAGGGUGGGGGGGAGGGGCAGGGGGUCCCCAAAUCAGUCCUUUCCCUGGAUGCCCCCCUGGGACACAGCCUGGUGCACCAGCUCCUGAGUUCGGGAAAGGGCUCCACCCUCUGCUCUCAUUUUUCCUCCCUGAAGACCACUCUUUCCCAUGAGAUCAUCCGCCAGGCCCGUGUUCCAGGGGACAUGACCUGUGCCGAGUUCCCAUAGAAGGGGCCAGUGCCUGGAUGAGUCCCAGCCAGUCACACCCGACACCGUUCCCGAGCCUAGCGUCACCCUCAACUGUUCUGUACACACAGGUCCAGGCCGAGACAACCACGGGCCAACCCCAUAACCAUAAUCCCAACCCCAGGUGCCAAGUGACUGUAGAUGCUGUGGACUCAGGUCAACCAAAUCCAUCGCAGGCUCCCGGGGUUCGCCAGUGCAGGGGGGCAGGGGCAGGACCAUGAGGGUUGGUCGGCAUCUACACCGCCGGCUCCCGGUGCCAGUUUAGUCCCCACAGAGGCAGCUGGAGUCCGCCCAGGCCUUGGUUCUGAUGUGGAGCCCAAUGACAGCUCCGCCCCAAGGGGCAUGGCAACAGGGAGUCUUUCUCACCGGAGCCACCAGGCAGCUGUCAGUCCUCCAGAGACCUGGUACCUUUCGACACUGACCUGGCCUGGGCUCCCGGCUCAGGUGCAAAGUGCCCUCUCCCUGCCUGUGGUAGGAGUGGUUUCUAUCGGAGACCACUGUUCCCUCUGGUGGGGGUGGUACUUAGAGACCAACGUCUGGGUUCUAGGAAUGCGGAUGCUGAGAUAUCGUUUCUAGACCAUUUUUGCAGACAGGCCUUAGGAAUAUACUUUUAAAAAUGUAUAUAUGUAACUUAAAAGUUCUGAGUUUAUAGAUAUUUACUAUUAAAUUUUAAUAUUUUAAGUUUUA